Messenger RNA from Lolium perenne, 931 nucleotides. Its product is annotated as protein neprosin-like. The record is from RefSeq and is a predicted model, not a curated record. NCBI's taxonomy places the organism in Eukaryota, Viridiplantae, Streptophyta, Magnoliopsida, Poales, Poaceae.
AUGGUUUCUGGCUAUGUUGGCAUACUAAUAUUGGUGUGCUUUUCAUUCACGUCUUGCUACAUCACUUUGGUUGAAUCAAUAGAUGGAAGUGGUAAUCUAGAACCGAUCGGGAAGUAUGCUAUGUGGCGCACAUAUCCAGGGAAAUUCUAUGGUUUUCAAGCAGAAAUUAGUUUAUGGGGUUCACCAAAUCAAACAUACUCUCAAGAAUCUGGAGCAUCCAUACAGAUGUAUUGUCAAGAUGGAGGACACUACAACUUUAUUGAAGUUGGAUUUCAUGUUUCCCCCUCCUUGUACCAUAAUAGAAAUGUUCGCUUCUUUACAUAUUCGUCGAAGGACUCCAAGUCAGCGGGCUGCUAUAACUUGCAAUGCAAAGGAUUUGUUCCUGCAAGUGGAGCCGCACUAGUGCCUGGCCAAGCAGUUGCUCCUGCAUCUAGUUAUGGCAAGUACGACCGCUAUGUGAGGCUUAGCCUUAAUCAGGAUCCAAACUCUAGAGAUUGGGUGGUGUACCGUCAUGAUGGUUCAAAAACCUCGUCAUUUUUGGGUCAUUUCCCAGUGGAGCUUUGUCCAAGAACCCCACGUAUACAAGCAUUGGGUGGAUUCGUGAAUUAUUACAACACCUCAAAAGGUCCUCCGAUGGGUAGCGGCCACUUUCCUGACGGGAAGGAUGAUGAGAAGACGGCUGCUUUCUUCAGGCAUGUUGAGACAUACGACUCCAAAGGUGACACUACUGAUUCAGAUACAUACGGUAUGAUCCCACUAGUCGACAAGCCAAACUGUUAUACGGAAACACUUAUCAAUUUCGAUUAUGACACGGGGAACUUGUUUUACUAUGGUGGACCUGGUUGUAUUGGUUAAGACAGCAAGCCCGCUUGAUGUAUGUGAUUCAAUAAUCAUGAAUUUAUUUAUAGUGCGCAGAUAGCGUCCCUACUCA